AUUUUUACUAUUACUUUAUUCGAGUGUUCUGCUAUGAAUUAAAGAGCCGUUUGUUUAGGAGGAAUCGGAAUCGGGAUUUGGAUUCGGAAUCGAAUGAACCGUUUGGUUAAUGGGAUUCACCAUUCCGGGGAAUGUCUGAUUCCAAAAGAUCCAAUCCCCCCCUCCCCCUAUGGAUUCGACUGAAUCCCGGCUGCUGAAUCUUUUCUAUUUUUUUUCCUUAUUCUCUCUUUCCUUCAUCGGGUUAUUUUCUCAUCUUUAUCCCUCUAUUCCUUCACUCCCCUCUUCUCUCUCUCUCUCUCUCCUUUUUCUCUUCUUCAUUGUUCCUUCAUCACUAACAGAUCAGUGAAGAGUUCAGCAAAUCAAACCUUUGGCUUUUGUAAGCUCCCGCCAUGACCCAAAUUUCUUCCUACCCCCAUGCCCCAAAUUUUGUACCCUUGAAGUUUCAUCAAAGAUUCAACCCAAUAUUUUUUAGAGAUCAAGUGUACCCCAGCAUGGGUGUAUUUAUUUGUAUCUAAAGGAGACUAAUGCUAGACAAUAACCUACGGUGAGUUACUACUUUCUUCUAAUUUCCCUUACAUUUUUUUUUCCAUUGUCUCCGAAGUUGUAUUUUCUUACCUUCCAUUAGCUUAUAAUCUAUUUGGUUUACAAUUGAAAAGUGCUUUUUUCCUUUUAAACUAUAGGAGAUAUGAUUUUUGUUCAACUAUUUGGAAGUACAAGUGAUUCAACCCUUUUGACUUACAUUUCAUUUUCUUAUAAAUAUAGAUGGCACGGCUACCUUUGACAAGUAGAAGACGCAUAGCUCAAAUCUCCUUCAUGUAUUUGAUUGUAAUAAUAGUAACUUUCAUGAUGUGGCUUGCCACUGCUCAUGUUUACUUUAAUCGGAAGAUUCCUCAAGUACUUUCUAAUAGAAAAAUGGGGAAAAAGCGUAAGCAUUAGCUCUUAAGACUUACAAAACAUAGUGAUGUUUAUUGUAUUAGUCAACUGCGUAUGGAUCGUCGGACAUUUGGUAUAUUAUGUGAACUGCUAAGAGAUGUUGGGGGUUUAAAGAACACCAAAAAUGCCUCUAUAGAAGAAAUUGUUGCUCAAUUUGUGUACACUUUAGUUCAUCAUGAGAAAAAUAGGACAAUUGGGACUACAUUUUAUCGAAGUGGAGAAACAGUGAGCAGACACUUUCACCUUUGCCUAAAAACGGUCUUGCAGUUAUCUGACAUUCUUCUUAAAAAGCUUGAACCAAUUCCUGAUGAUUGCCAAGAUGAGAGGUGGAAACCUUUUAAGGGAUGUCUUGGUGCCUUAGAUGGUACGUUCAUUGCAGUAACUCCCCCGUCUAAAGAAAAGGGACGAUAUUGUACAAGAAAGGGAAGCACUGCGACUAAAUUAUUAGGUGUUUGUUGUCCAAAUAUGCAAUUCAUUUAUGUCUUGUCUGGUUGGGAGGGAUCUGCACAUGAUGGCCGUGUACUUCGAGAUGCCAUCCACAGGCCAAAUGGUCUUAAAGUACCUUUAUUCAAUAUUAAAGGUAAUUAUUACUUGGUGGAUGCGGGAUACUGCAAUGCAGAGGGAUUUUUGUCUCCUUUUAGAGGGCAAAGGUAUCACCUAAAAGAAUUUGAUAAUCACCGGCCAGAAACCGCAGAAGAGUAUUUUAACAUGAAACACUCAAAAGCAAGAAAUGUUAUAAAAAGAUGCUUUGGUUUGCUCAAGGGGAGAUGGAAAAUACUUGCUUCACCUUCGUUUUUUGAAAUUCGUACACAAGUACGAAUAAUUACAGCAUGUUGUCUUCUUCAUAACUUGAUUAGAAGAUACAUGAGUUAUGAUCCACAGGAGUUAAUUCCUAAUGAAGAAGAAAGUGAAGAUGAGGAAAGUCAGGAUGAAGAUGAAGUUGAGUACAUUACAACCAUUCAGCCGAGUGAUAAAUGGGCAUCUUUUAGAAACAAUUUAGCGAGUGGAAUGUUCAAUAACCGAAGACAACGAGCUAAUGCUUAAUAGUUGUUGAAGAGACUUCUUUUGGUGAUGUAGGUUACCGAAGUAAGUUAUUUUGUUGGUGAUAUUAGUCAACUAUGUAACCUUACUUUGGUUAUUAUUUUGAUAUCUUAGUUCUUAACUUUGCUUAGUGGCAUUUUUGUUGCUGUUGAUCAAGUACGAAAAUGGUGUAUAUUGGUAUUAUGUUUAACAAUGACUAUUGAAGUAUUGUGAAUAUUUUGGUUAGACAAAGCAAGUUGUUUACUUCCAUUGAAAUAGGAAUGUAUAUUUGGCAAUGUAGUUUGCUUUUAUGUAUAUUUACAAGUGUGUUUCUUUUGAAACUAGAUUUAUAAAAAUAUCCAUUGUUAA
Oldenlandia corymbosa var. corymbosa is the source of this 2322-nucleotide messenger RNA. NCBI's taxonomy places the organism in Eukaryota, Viridiplantae, Streptophyta, Magnoliopsida, Gentianales, Rubiaceae. The record is from the annotation of a GenBank genome assembly.